CCGGAAAACAGUGCUGCUGUGCUUGUGUUUAACACUGGGGGGCAGCACUGUGCAGUUCAGGAACUUUUAACCGGUUGCUGCUUCCUGUGUGGACUUUAAGCUGUAGUGGAUUCUUGCUGGAAGCUGAAGACAUGGCUGAGGUGGAAGUCAAAGAAGGAUCGGUGAAGGUUUCUGGACAAACAUUAUUUUUUCGAGAGGCGGUUCCACUGCAGACCUCUCCAAAGCAGCCCCCCGUUCUCUUGCUGCAUGGAAUUAGAUUCUCGUCCUUAGACUGGUUGAAGCUAAACACUAUGCAGAAACUGGCAGCGGCUGGACACCGUGCAGUAGCCAUAGACCUACCAGGUCUGGGACAGUCCAAGGAUGCCGUGGCUCCUAGUCCACUGGGAGAGCCAGCCCCAGCAGGAUUCUUGCAGGAGGUGCUGCAAUCCUUAAACAUGGUACCUGCGGUGAUCAUCAGCCCCUCCCUCAGUGGCAUGUACUCCCUUCCUCUCCUUGUGAACCAACCACAGAACAUAGCAGCCUAUGUGCCUGUUGCACCCAUCUGCACAGACAAAUUCCCUGCUCAAGACUAUGCCCGUGUGCAGGUACCCACUCUGAUAGUGUAUGGGGACAAAGAUGAGCAACUGGGAGAAGUGUCCUUACGUAACCUGAAGAACCUACCUAAUCACGAAGUGCUGUGUAUGAAAGGGGCCGGUCAUGCCUGUUACCUGGAUGACCCAGAAACCUGGCACAACGGGCUUCUACAAUUCCUCAGCAAUCUGAAAUGAGAGGAACCUCACAGAUCGCAGUGUUUUUCCAAUCAGACCAAGCCAAUCAUAACUAUAAAUUAGAUUAUAAUUAAGAUGCUUUGGGUGGUAUAAGGCUGGCUUAAAUGAUGGUAGUAAAUGGCAUCUAUGCAUACGCAGAGGUACUACAUGUAAGUUGUAGCAUUUGAAGGAAUAAUGCUUGUUAAAACACAAGAUUGUAGCCAGAAACAAUGUGGUGCACACCACUAAUUUUUGUAUACAUGUUUGUAACCGUUUGGUAAUUUUAGACUAACGUUUAUACACCAAAA
Molecule: messenger RNA, 1054 nt
Organism: Spea bombifrons (plains spadefoot toad)
Lineage: Eukaryota; Metazoa; Chordata; Amphibia; Anura; Pelobatidae
Product: putative protein-lysine deacylase ABHD14B
Exons: 4
Coding region: 132-767 (211 amino acids)
Cellular component (GO): cytoplasm
Source: RefSeq, a predicted model, not a curated record